This is a messenger RNA of Musa acuminata subsp. malaccensis (wild Malaysian banana), 1055 nucleotides long. Its product is annotated as protein CURLY FLAG LEAF 1-like. Lineage: Eukaryota; Viridiplantae; Streptophyta; Magnoliopsida; Zingiberales; Musaceae. Gene Ontology annotation, molecular function: protein binding. The record is from RefSeq and is a predicted model, not a curated record.
GUGGUGUGUCAUGGAGAGAGGUGAGGGGGGUCCUUUCCAAAAUUCUUUAAUGGCAUGCUCCAUUAGAUCCUCUUUUACGGUUCUCUGCACUUAAAAAUGAGCCUUUAUAAGCAGCUCAAAUGAGAUUGUAGAAGGGUGUGAUGGUUUGAGAGCUCAAGUGCUCCUUUGGUGCAGUCUCCAUGGUGUCCGUGCAAGCAGCCCUUUCUCCGUGCGCCGAUCUCGUUUUCCUUACUAAGAAAAGGAAGCGUGGAGAUGGAGAAGAUCAUGCAGAAGCUUUGUUCGCCGAGGAAACGAAGCCGGUGAAAGCCGAGGAGAAAGAAGAGGAGAUUGAGCUUAAUCUUGAUGCUCCCUUGCCUUUGGAUUGGCAACGAUGCCUCGAUAUCAAGUCUGGACAGAUACACUUCUACAACACCAGGACGCACCGGAGGACCUCCAGGCACCCAAGCAAGUUGAGCUCGGAGCCGCCACCGCCACCGAGCUCUCGGCUGAGCCUCGACCUGGAUCUCAACCUCAUGUCGCCCAGAAGCCACCUCCAUGAAGCAGAAGCCGAGCAAAUGAAGCAUGGCAAGGCUCGCAACUCCUGCAUGUUGCGGACGUCCGACGAGGCCGAUCCCGGAGAGAUGGUGGCCUCCGUCUGCAUGCGUUGCCACAUGCUGGUGAUGAUGACCAAGGCCGCCUUGUCAUGUCCCAACUGCAAGUUUGUGCACCCGCCGGACCGCAGCUGGUCAGCGUUGAUUAAACCAGCACUUAAGCUUCUAUGUUGUAAGGAUUAGUGCUCAGCCGAUGGACGGAGGCCAUGACCCAAAGUUUAGCCAUGCUUUUCUUACUUACAUGUACUAUGACACCUUAAGAUCAAGGAAGAUGAGGAAUUCGUCUUGCCGAUGUAGAUAAUACAGGUGUAUCUAUCUCCCUUGUUAUAUGUAUGUAGUAGUAGAUGGUCGUAGGCUAAAGUAUGUUUGAUCUUCUGUGACAAGAAGAGUAGGUUAUGCAGUAAAUGUCUAUCGAUGUAGCAACCACUAGUAUUUCUUCUCCGAUCAGACAGCUGCUUUGAUCCA